This is a messenger RNA of Galdieria sulphuraria, 3049 nucleotides long. Its product is annotated as AAA-type ATPase. Gene Ontology annotation, cellular component: chloroplast thylakoid membrane; m-AAA complex. Gene Ontology annotation, biological process: protein-containing complex assembly; mitochondrial protein processing. Gene Ontology annotation, molecular function: metalloendopeptidase activity; ATP binding; ATP-dependent peptidase activity. The record is from RefSeq and is a predicted model, not a curated record. The transcript has 3 exons. NCBI's taxonomy places the organism in Eukaryota, Rhodophyta, Bangiophyceae, Galdieriales, Galdieriaceae. The coding region runs from base 338 to 2953 and encodes 871 amino acids.
AAACGAGGUUACACAAUGGUUAUCGAUUGGCGUCGCCAACGAUGUUUUUUAUUUGGUUGAUAUACUUUUUCUUUCUUUGGACUGGAAAUAAUAAAACAAGUUGACUGCUUUUUCUAUAAUAGUAUGUGCCUUUAUAUAUAUAUAUAUAUAUAUAGAGAGAGAGAGAGAGAGAGAAACUACAAGUUAUCUACUAACCAACGAAUUGAGGAGGAAAUGAUGAAGGAUAUAGUUAUCCCUGGCUGACAGAAAUAGCUGAGAGAAAACAACUGUUCUGAUCCUCCUAUACAAUCCAAAGGCUUGAAAAACUUCUAUUGUUCAAUGUGUAUAUGGGAUAUCGAUGAUUCGGUUUCCUUAUCAACAGAAGCGUCUUACACAUGUGGUUGAACUUGUCAACCAAUAUUUUGUUUAUAAAGAAUCUUUGUUGACAAAAAGCACAAGCUCAAGAUAUUUCCAUGCUCUUAUAAAGUCCAAAACACUAAAGUGGGAAAGCUUGGUUGGGGUACAAAGACGUUUUCUGUCUUCUCACGAACUUGUGAGUCGUUCCCCUUGGUUGGAUAGUGCAGACUGGAAAAAAUGGUUAUCUUUUGCAGGACUACCUAAAGGAUUUGGAAGGUUUGGUGGAAAUAAAAAGGAACAACAGAAUAAGGAAGAAUCCAAAAGUGAAAAGGAAGAGUCAACAAACUGGAAAGGAAGUGAAGACAAGACAGAAAAGGAAGGAGGACAAGAACCUCCAACACCUCCACAACCAGAUUCUUAUUUAGUAAUACAACAAGUGCUAUUAGCACUUCUUAUUUUGGGUGUGUUGAGUGCCUUUAGUCGUUCAGAAGCUGCAAGAAAGGAAAUAGAUUUUCAGCAAUUUUUACAGGAUCUCUUGGAACCUGGUUUAGUAGAUUAUAUUGAAGUAGUCAACAAAUCUAUUGCAAGAGUUUAUGUGAAGGAACAUGAAGGUUUCUCCUCAAGUACUUCGGCUUAUGGAAAGGCUGGAGAAAGUGACGCACAAGUGGCCAAUGAAAUAUUCGAGCAAAAACAGAGAAGACAAGAACGAGUGGGUAUGAAUAGAAACCAACUCGAGUCUGUAAGCGAUGUUCGCUCUUUAGUUACUCCAAUUCCAAAAGGAAAACAUGCUCCGUAUUACUUUACCAUUGGCUCUGUAGAAGCUUUCGAAAACAAGUUGGAACAAAUUCAAGAAGACUUGGGAGUAUCUCCCAAUGAUUUCGUACCAGUUGUUUAUAGUUAUGAAGGAAACUUUUUGAAUGAGUUAUUCCGAGUAUUUCCUACUUUAUUAUUGUUGGGAUUGACCUUUAUGAUAUUUCGAGGUGGAAUGGGUUCGAGUGUAUCCAAUUCCAGUGGAAGAAAUAUUUUUCAAGUAGGUCGAGCUAAUCCAACCGUUAUUCGACCAGGAGAUAGAGGCAAAACUCCUAAAGUGACCUUUAAUGAUGUUGCUGGGUUGGACGAAGCUAAAGUAGAAAUCAUGGAAUUUGUUGAUUUUUUAAAAAAGCCCGAGAAAUAUCGUAGAUUAGGAGCCAAACUCCCGAAAGGUGCCUUGUUGGUUGGUCCUCCUGGAACAGGAAAGACUUUACUCGCAAAGGCUACUGCAGGAGAGGCUAGUGUUCCCUUCUUUUCGACAAGUGGUUCGGAUUUUAUUGAAAUGUUUGUGGGUGUUGGUCCAAGUCGAGUAAGGGAUCUCUUUGCACAAGCUAGAGCCAAUGCACCUUGUAUUGUGUUUAUUGAUGAAAUUGACGCUGUUGGACGUGCUCGAGGUCGAGGUGGCUUUGCUGGAGGAAAUGAUGAAAGAGAAAAUACACUCAAUGCUUUAUUAGUAGAAAUGGAUGGUUUUACAUCUUCCACAGGUGUUGUUGUAUUUGCUGGAACCAAUCGAGCGGAUAUCUUAGAUAAGGCUUUGUUACGACCAGGUCGUUUUGAUCGACAAGUUUUGAUAGAUAAACCCGAUAUUCGAGGAAGAUAUCAAAUAUUUUUAGUUCAUUUGAGACCUUUGAAACUUGCAGAUGAUGUGUCUACUAUUGCUAAACGUUUGGCUUCUCUUACUCCAGGAUUUACAGGUGCAGAUAUUGCCAAUAUUUGUAAUGAAGCUGCUUUGAUUGCCGCUCGAGACAAUCGUAGUCAAGUGGGUAUGUCUGAUUUUGAGGCAGCCACUGAUCGAGUUAUCGGGGGAUUGGAAAAGAAGAAUAAAGUCAUUUCUAGAGAAGAAAGAGAGACGGUUGCUCAUCAUGAGGCAGGUCAUGCAGUCGCUGCGUGGUUUUUACCACACGCUGAACCACUAUUGAAGGUUUCUAUUGUUCCUCGUGGACAAGCUGCGUUAGGCUUUGCACAAUAUUUACCCAAAGAACGAUAUAUUACUAGUAAGGAACAAUUAAGUGACUAUAUGGUUAUGGCAUUGGGUGGUAGAGUAGCGGAACAACUUUUAUUCCAUCAAAUCACUACUGGAGCUCAAGAUGAUUUGGACAAAGUUACCAAGUCGGCGUAUGCUCAAGUGGCAGUUUAUGGCAUGUCACGUAUAUUGGGACCAGUUUCAUAUAGUGGGAAUUCCUCAAGUGAAGAAAAUGCAUUUGAAAAGCCCUACAGCGAAGAAACAGCAGAAAUGAUCGAUGACCAAGUCAAGUUACUCGUAGAUGAAGCAUACAAACGUUGUGAGAAACUAUUGAAUGAACAUAUUGGUCAAGUGAAAGCACUUGCUGCUAGAUUAUUGGAGAAGGAAGUAGUUCGUGAAGAUGAUCUUGUAGAAAUUUUAGGUCCUCGUCCUUAUGCCAAGCUUACUGAUUAUGAUAGUUUUGUCAAAGAUUAUGAGAACGAUCGUCGAAGGAGGAUAUCCACGGAAGAUGGCCCAUCCAAUGCAUCCAAAAAGGAUGAAGAGGAGGAAGAUGAUUCUUCUUCAGAAGGUGGAAAUAAGAAAGGCCGUCAUCCUCCUGAUGGAUUUGUACCAGAAUUGGCAUAGUUGAGUAUCAAUCAAACAUAAUAAAUGCAUAUAUAAAUAAAUUCAUGGAAGAAUUGUUUUCCUUGGGACAAUUUUUGGCGGGCGAAUCAUUUUGAA